This is a messenger RNA of Paramecium octaurelia, 857 nucleotides long. Lineage: Eukaryota; Ciliophora; Oligohymenophorea; Peniculida; Parameciidae. The record is from the annotation of a GenBank genome assembly.
GGUUAAUUUUUUAUGAUUAUUGAUUAAGGAGUGAUUGAAGCUGUGAAGUAAAAAUUCAAGCCAGAAGAUUUAUCAAAAGCACUUGCCUUAAUUCAUUAUGUUAAGAAAUGGGGUAAUUUGGAAAAACAAUAUGCCGAAAAUGUGAAUAAAGCAACAGUAGAUCACUUAAAAAAUAGUAUUCCAGAAUUGUCAGAAGUAAAUGCUUUGGCUAAUGGAACAAGACAACCAACCGAGGAAGAAAUGAAGGAUUCAACAAUCAAGGAAGCUGAGCCAAUCUCUGAUUAUUGGUCAAAAGUACUAUAACAUGCAGGUAUCACAGGAUCAAGAAUCACUUAGAAAGAUGCAGAUGUACUAGCAAAUUUAAAGAGUAUUACUGCUAGUUUUGGUGAUAAUGACAGAGAUUUUAAAUUAAGAUUUGAGUUCAAUCCAAAUUAAUACUUUGAUAACAAGGUGUUGGAGAAGGAAUUCAUUUACAACAAUGAAGAAAGCGAAUUACCUUACAAGUGCAAUGGAACAUCAAUAAAUUGGAAGGAAGGAAAGAAUGUUACAAAGACAAUAAAGAAGAAGAAGCAAAGAAACAAGAAAACCAAUCAAACCAGAAUUAUUGAGACUGAAGUGAAAUUGAAAUCAUUCUUUAAAUUCUUUGAUGACAUUGCACCUGCAUAAACAGAUGAAGAAGAAUUACAAAAGGAAGAGAAAAUUACAGCCGAUCUUGAAAUAGGAGAAGCAAUAAUCGAAGAAAUAAUCCCAUAAUCUUUGGCUUAUUAUUUAGAUUUGAAGGAAGAGGAGGAUGAAGAUGAUUUUGAUGAAGAAGAUGAAUAAGAUGAUGAUGACGAUGAUGAUGAAGAUGAUUGAUG